This is a messenger RNA of Triticum urartu, 1257 nucleotides long. Its product is annotated as cysteine-rich receptor-like protein kinase 44. Gene Ontology annotation, molecular function: protein serine/threonine kinase activity; ATP binding. Gene Ontology annotation, biological process: protein phosphorylation. Gene Ontology annotation, cellular component: plasma membrane. The record is from RefSeq and is a predicted model, not a curated record. NCBI's taxonomy places the organism in Eukaryota, Viridiplantae, Streptophyta, Magnoliopsida, Poales, Poaceae.
AUGGUCAAAUGCUUGUUGGUGAGCGGCAUACCAAGAUAUUUGAUUGGGAGGGAUCCCAACCUGCGGUUCAUAAUGUGGGCUGCCCUCAAACGGUCCUCCAGUGGGUACAAGGAGAAGUACCCACUGCACAUGACGUGCCUGACGGAUAGGCUGACAGAGACAACAUACGGGUACACUGGUGCGCCCGGCGUGCCGCUGACCCGUGUCGUGGUGAACCACACCGGUGUGGCGGAGCGCGUGCUUAAUGGAAAAGGAGGGAUGCAAUCUCACAUGCCUAAUUAUUUUCCAGUACCCAAUGGUCCAAGAGGUACAGAUGAUGUAGCUCUUGAUAAUCGUCCUCCAAAUAUUGCUUCGCCCAUGACGCCCAUCGGUUCAAUUAGUCUUUCUAUUAUAAGACGUGCCACAGAAGAUUUCUCUAUAGGAAGAAAAAUUGGUGAAGGGGGAUUUAGCACUGUCUACAUGGGACAGCUAGACGAUGGUAAAGUGAUUGCUGUAAAGAGGCUCAAUGCGUCUCUUCUUACAGAUAAAGGCAAGCGAGAUUUCUCAAGGGAAAUGGAAGUGAUGUCAACGCUCACGCACGUCAAUCUUGCUGAACUCCUCUACUAUUGCCAGGAAGGAAUUGAGUGGAUACUACUCUACGAGUGGAUGGAGAAUUCAAGUUUGGAUCGCCAUAUAUUUCGAGAACAAAGCAGGCCCCGCUCUUUACUGAAUUGGGAGCAAAGAUUGGAAAUAAUUCAGGGGAUCGCUAAAGGUGUUGAAUAUCUUCAUGUCAAGAGUGUCAUUCACAGGGAUCUAAAACCUGGAAAUAUACUUCUGAGUGAUACGUGGAAUUCUAAGAUAGCAGACUUUGCCACCGCGAAGCUGUUUAUUGAUGAGGAGACAAAUCCAACAUUAGUAUUCACGCCAGGAUAUGCGGCUCCAGAGUAUUCAUGGGAAGGGGCCCUGACGUACAAGUGUGAUGUAUAUAGCUUUGGAGUCGUCUUGCUGGAGAUAAUCAGUGGCAAAAGGAGAACAAACAUGCCAAUGCUCCUUCUACAUGCCUGGGAACUGUGGAAUGAAAGUAGGAGUAGGGAGCUUUUUGAUCGGGAAGAGGCUGCACCUAGAGGUGAGGUCUUGUCAGGGCUAGCCAGAUGUAUCCAGAUUGGCCUUCUCUGCGUGCAGCAUUUGCCCGAGCACAGGCCUCACAUGUCUGAAGUUGAACAAAAGCUGAUUGCUCCUCUGAAACAAUUUCUGGCAGCACUUGCUUCAAACGAUUAG